AUGCUCGCUAAAGGAGGGUGGAGGAUUCUUAAAGACAAAGACUGCUUGUGGGCUCAAGUCAUGAGAUCGAAGUACGGGAAGCAACGGGAGGGUCUUGAAGUUCUUCGGCCUGUUAAGGGAGGUUCCUUUACCUGGAACAGCUUGAAUAAAGCCUCAAACCUUCUUCGGAAGGGCUGUGCGUGGAAUAUUCAUAAUGGAAAAGGAGCUAAGUUUUGGCGUGAUGUUUGGCUUUUGCAGGUUCCUUUGGCGGAGGUGGCGCUUCAACCGGUAACGGAGGAGAUGCUGAAUGAGCAGGUGGCGGAUUAUGUUGAUGAGGAUGGUAGAUGGGAUAUCAAUCGCUUGGAGGAUUGGCUUCCUCCUGAGGUGCUCCAAAAGAUUACGGCGAACCUGGUGGAUCCCCUCUCUCUGGAAGAGGACACUAUUCUCUGGACCGCCUCCUCGAAUGGCCACUUCUCAACCUCCUCAGCCUACAGUCUAGCCUUGCCUCCAAGGCACGAUCCGAACGAGAAGGUGUGGCGAACCAUUUGGAAACUUCCGGUUGCAGAAAGAGUCAGGUGCUUCGUGUGGCUGAUGUCUCUUGGGCGCAUUGCGACGAAUGCUCUCCGCUAUUCUCGUAAAUGUGCGGAGUCCCCCAUGUGCCUUAGAUGCGGGAAUGACGAAGAGACCAUUCUUCACUUGCUUCGGGAUUGCUAUCCUGCUCGUUUCUUUUGGCUGCGAUGGAUCCCUCAGGCGGAGCAGCAGAGCUUUUUCAGCAGCAGUCGGGAGGAUUGGGUCAGAGACAAUAUUCUGAAAGAGGACGUGACGGAGUCAGGUAUGAGUUGGAACAGCUUCUUUGGUACUGCUGUGUGGUGUAUCUGGAAGAACAGGUGUACAGGGUGUUUCCAGGGAUUACAGAAGGCGCUUUCUGCACCCUCCCUUGCGUUCUCCAUCCAGCAAAAGGCUAUUUUGUGGCAUAAAGCGUGGCAGGCCCCUACGGUGAACUUUGGACGCCAGGGAUCCAGACCGGAGAGGAUUGAGACGCAGAUUCAUUGGAGUUCCCCUUGUAAUGGGUGGGUGAAGCUUAAUGUGGAUGGGGCGUCGGCGGGCAACCCGGGGCUUGCUGGUGCUGGGGGUAUUAUCCGUGAUGAGCAUGGUAAGUGGAUCCGGGGCUUUGUUGCUAAAGUGGGUGAGGCCUCGGCGACCCUUGCCGAGCUCUGGGCAGUUUACUAUGGCCUUCAUCUCUCCAGGAAAGCCGGGUCUUCUUGCGUUCUUGUUGAGUCGGACUCUCAAUUGGCUAUCGCUUUGAUCAAGAGUCGUCAUGACCCCGUUCAUCCCUACGCCGCUCUGUUGGCUUCGAUUCGGAGGUUUCUGGCGCAGGAUUGGUUGGUCAGCAUCGGGCAUAUGUAUCGGGAGGGGAAUAGAGCCGCGGACUGGCUCUCGAAGCACAGUAUCGUCUAUCCCCUGGGUAUGCAUGAACUUGUUGAUCCACCGCCGGCGUUAGCUCCUAUUCUUAUGGAAGAUUGUAUGGGCAUUUCCUUUCAGCGUCGUGUGGUGACGCAUCCCUCUUCUUCUCUGUAA
Linum trigynum is the source of this 1557-nucleotide messenger RNA. Lineage: Eukaryota; Viridiplantae; Streptophyta; Magnoliopsida; Malpighiales; Linaceae. The record is from the annotation of a GenBank genome assembly.